UGCAAACCCAAGAAAUGUCGCCAGGAAUGUAAGAAGUCUUGCCCCGUCGUCCGUACGGGUAAGCUGUGUAUCGAGGUCACUCCCGAGUCCAAGAUUGCCUUCAUCUCCGAGCGCCUCUGUAUCGGUUGCGGUAUCUGUCCCAAGAAAUGCCCCUUCGGUGCCAUUCACAUCAUCAACCUGCCGACCAACCUGGAGACCCAAGUUACCCACCGUUACUCCGCCAACAGUUUCAAGCUUCACCGUCUUCCCAUGCCCCGUCCCGGACAGGUGCUUGGUCUCGUCGGUACCAACGGUAUUGGAAAGAGUACGGCGUUGAAGAUUCUCAGUGGAAAGCUGAAGCCCAACCUUGGACGUUUUGACAACCCUCCCGACUGGGAAGAAAUCCUCAAGUACUUCCGUGGUUCCGAACUGCAGAACUACUUCACCAAGGUUCUGGAGGAUGAUCUCAAGGCUGUUGUGAAGCCUCAAUAUGUCGAUCAGAUUCCCAGGGCUGUCAAGGGCCCCGUUCAGAACGUUGGAGCCCUCAUCAAGGCCCGCGCCCAGUUGGACAACCUGGAUCACAUUCUCGACACUCUUGAGUUGAGACAGGUCCAAGACCGUGAUAUCGGUCACCUUUCUGGUGGAGAGCUCCAGCGUUUCGCCAUUGGUCUGGUUUGCGUCCAGAAGGCUGACGUUUACAUGUUCGACGAGCCUUCCUCCUAUCUCGAUGUUAAGCAGCGUCUCGCCGCCGCUCGCUCCAUCAGAGAGCUCCUCCGCCCUGACGAUUAUGUCAUCGUUGUCGAGCACGAUUUGUCUGUUCUUGAUUACCUGUCUGACUUCGUCUGUGUGCUCUAUGGAAGACCCGCCCUUUACGGUGUGGUUACUCUGCCUGCUUCCGUCCGUGAAGGUAUCAACAUCUUCUUGGAUGGUCACAUCCCUACCGAGAACUUGCGAUUCCGUGAGGAGUCUCUUACUUUCCGUCUUGCUGAGGCUGGCGAUGACUUCAUGGUGGACAGAGCCCGUGCUUUCGCCUACCCCAGCAUGGAGAAGACUCUCGGUAACUUCCACCUCAAGAUCGAUGCUGGAAGUUUCACCGACUCUGAGAUUAUUGUCAUGAUGGGUGAGAACGGAACCGGAAAGACCACCUUCUGUAAGAUGCUUGCUGGUGCUGAGAAGCCUGACGGUGGCAAGAGCGUUCCUCGCCUGAACAUCUCCAUGAAGCCUCAGAAGAUCACCCCCAAGUUCCAGGGUACCGUCCGUCAGCUGUUCUUCAAGCGUAUCAAGGCCGCGUUCCUGUCGCCCCAGUUCCAGACUGAUGUCUACAAGCCCCUCAAGAUUGAUGACUUCAUUGACCAGGAAGUCCAGAAUCUGUCUGGUGGUGAAUUGCAGCGUGUUGCUAUUGUCCUGGCUCUGGGAAUCCCCGCCGAUAUCUACCUCAUUGACGAGCCUAGUGCUUACCUGGACUCCGAGCAGCGUAUCGUGGCCUCCAGGGUCAUCAAGCGUUUCAUCAUGCACACCAAGAAGACUGCUUUCAUCGUCGAGCACGAUUUCAUCAUGGCCACUUAUCUCGCCGAUCGUGUUAUCGUCUUCGAUGGUCAGCCCUCCGUCGAUGCUCACGCCAACGCCCCUGAGUCCCUGGUCACUGGUUGCAACACUUUCUUGAAGAACCUGGAUGUCACCUUCCGUCGUGACCCCAACAGUUACCGCCCUCGUAUUAACAAGUACCAGUCCCAGAUGGACCAGGAGCAGAAGUUGGCCGGCAACUACUAUCGUCUCUGUUCUAUUGGAAGUAUAAUACUGACAUGUAUGUUCCACAGUUCUUCUUGGAAGAAGAGAAAUGAGGAGGUUGUUCCGGGCAAGUAUGACCGCGUGCCUCACCAACGUGACGGCCGCGACUCGGACCAGCGGCGUCGCUAUCGUCGCUGGGGCUACCUUCGGGUAGUGGCGUUUUUCGGCGUUACAAAGGCCUCUGCAGCUCAGAGACGGCGGCGCCGUUGCCGUGGCGUGCGCCUUCCUGAUGAUGUGGAUGGUGCUUUGGAGGAGGAUGACGAAGAGGGAGCGGACGACUUGUUCGGCUAGGUAGGAGCAGUGGUUUUACCUGUUCCAGUUAAUCCUCUCUGGCCCCCCUUGUCGUCGCUCAUGGUCGUCCCUCCCCAGCGCCAUCCACGCCUGCAUAGUUCAAUAUAGUCCUCUUCACGAUGGUUCGGAGUGAAGACACACGAGACUAGUCUUGAGAUCAUGUUUAGGGAUACGGAUUUCCUGGAUGGCGCAGUCAUGUCGGAGUUACAAUGUUUGUCAACACGGAUGGUCCACCGACAAAAAGGGUGUCGGUGA
Molecule: messenger RNA, 2313 nt
Organism: Aspergillus niger
Lineage: Eukaryota; Fungi; Ascomycota; Eurotiomycetes; Eurotiales; Aspergillaceae
Exons: 6
Biological process (GO): translational initiation; ribosomal subunit export from nucleus; translational termination
Molecular function (GO): ribosomal small subunit binding; ATP hydrolysis activity; iron ion binding
Source: RefSeq, a predicted model, not a curated record